This is a messenger RNA of Camellia sinensis, 933 nucleotides long. The record is from RefSeq and is a predicted model, not a curated record. Lineage: Eukaryota; Viridiplantae; Streptophyta; Magnoliopsida; Ericales; Theaceae.
UAGAUAUAUAUGUGUGUUCUCUUUUAUUAAAUGCUGAGAUAUGUUUCAUUUCUUUUUAUUUUUAGAGAACAAACAAACGAAAUUGCAUUGAAAAGGUAGUUGAUAUCUGUGAAAUCUGUUGUAGAUGAUCACCUGUACAUAAAUUGUGGCGGUGGAGUAGCAUCAAUCAAUGGAACUGAAUAUGAAGCUGAUAAUGAAACUCUUGGAGGUUCUUCGCAUUUCUUUUUGAGUCCUAAUAAAAAAUGGGGAUACAGUAGUAUGGGAAGUUUUUCUGAGUCAUACCCUGGCUGGUGGUCCCCAUCCCCAUUCCGAUCCCCAUCCCCAUCCCAAAGCAAGUACCUAAGCUAUAAAACAUGUAACCUUAACAUGUCCGAUGCAAUAUUGUACAACACUGCGCGCAUUGCCCCCAUAUCCCUCAAGUACUAUGGAUUUUGCUUAAAAAAUGGACAUUACAUUGUGAAACUUCACUUUGCUGAAAUAGCAUGGAAUCAACAGAGAGGGCUUAAUCAGACAAAGCUUAGCAGCACAUUGAAGCGAAUUUUCAAUGUGAAAAUUCAGGACAAACAGGUACUGACAAAUUUCAAUAUAGUAGAACAGGCUAAGGGUGUUGACCAGAGUAUCACUCAAGAGUUUGAAGUUCAUGUGAAUAACAGCCAACUAGAGAUUCACUUAUAUUGGGCUGGCAAAGGCUCUACAGUUAUUGCUGGGAUUGUAGCAUCUGCACUACUUAUCGUUGCAUUAGCUUUACUAUUGCUCUGGGAAUUGGGCUACUUUCAGAAGAAAGGAUUGCAUGAUGAAGAACUUAAAGGCAUGGAGUUAUUAUCUGGCUCGUUUUUCAAUGCUCGACAAAUAAAAGUUGCCACACAAAAUUUCAGCCCUGCAAUGAAGCUAGGCGAAGGGGGUUUCGGAUCUGUCUACAAGGUUCAAAUUUAA